GAGAAAUUCAAGGCUCUCUACUUGCAUCUCCGGACUUAACAUUCUCACUGAACUUGCCUUGCCUCCCUCCAUCGCACCAAGAUGACUUACUGCUACCAGAACCAGUGUGAGGAUAGCUGCUACUCUCCCUGCAACUACAGGACCGUGUACAGCUACCGGAGCUACGACUGUGGAAGCCCUUGUGGCUACCGGGGCUACGGGGGUCUGUGCGGCUAUCGGGAUUGCUACCCCUCCUACAGCUCCCGCUACUGCUACCCCUCCUCUUCUUGCUACACCCGUAGAUACAGCUAUGGGAGCUGCUACCCCUGCUACCCCUGCUAAAUCCAGCCACAGGACAACCAGAUAGGAAAACAAACGGCAAAAUAGUGAUUUAUGGCUCCUGUAUGAAUUUUACCUUUGCUAAGAUCCCAUGACAGCAACUGCGGUCAGGAAUGGUCCUGCGUGCUUAGCAUCUUCUUCAAUGUCUGCAGCUAUUUUGAAUAACCUGCUUUUAGGGCCAACUCUUCCUUCAUAGCCUUUGUUGGUAGAUGUACUGUGUAUUUUAAUGUGUAGAUUCGCAACUGGAGAUGCAGACCAGAGCAGACACCUCAUCUUGUCAUAUGCUGUGCUGACAGCUCUGCUCUUCACCAAACACCACCGUGGUCCCAACAGCAUCUGUUGUGAAAUGUAGUAACUCUUUGUUUAAAGAAUGUAUGAAUCUCUGGAUGUUCUUAUUCUGUACUACUACAAGCUGUAACUGCUCUAUACAGUGCUUCUUACUCUCAUUAAAAGAUCUUGCAUCACAAUAA
This is a messenger RNA of Tyto alba (common barn owl), 788 nucleotides long. RefSeq names its product keratin-associated protein 20-1-like. The record is from RefSeq and is a predicted model, not a curated record. The transcript is spliced from 2 exons. Bases 82 to 321 code for a protein of 79 amino acids. NCBI's taxonomy places the organism in Eukaryota, Metazoa, Chordata, Aves, Strigiformes, Tytonidae.